GGGAAAAUACGCAACCAAGUCACAGCAUUGCUUGUGUAAAGCUAUCCAUCAGUAAUAGGGUUAGAACUUGCACAGCUGUAAAAAAAAAAUCCACACAUUCUCUCAAAGAGGCACAAAGUGACCCAUGUAUUUUACAUGCUUUCUAAAUGAUCAUUGCUUUCUAAAUGCACAGGAUUUACCUUCUUACCCUUGUGGCUUUUCUCACUCUGUCUGCCAACCCAAUGAAAAUUCAGCAUCAUCACACUACCAGACUCCAGGACUGGGACUUGGCUAGCAGAGAGAUACGUGACAGAUCUACCUAGCGUGGGCAUGGUUGUCCUAUGGCAGACUGAUGUUUCAUCUAGCACAGCCUCUGGUAGCCCAAAACCCCCAGAAUUUAGGGGACUACACAAGAGCAGUAGUGAGCAGUACCUUUUUGAGAAUUUUUUCCAGUGUGCAGCAAGCUGUGGGUGUACGAUUUUCUGAGCAACACACUGCCCCUGCAUGCUUGCAGGGGAAUUAUUUUUUACCCCUGAACAAAUUAGUUUAUUUCCUGGGUAACCCUGAGCCACUGUGUAACGCCACUGUCUGUAACACCACUGUCUGGCUGUUCAAGUAUGGAGACCACAAAGAGCAUGCAGGCUGUGCAUGCUGUUGGGCUCUGUGCCAAACCUCCCAACAACUACAGUAGGGAGUCCCUCUCUUUGUCUCUUUUUGGGUGAGGAAGCUCAGGCAAGACAGUUGAUCAUUCUGCAAGGGCCCUGCCAUACCUCUAUUCCCCUCUACCUUCCCUGCAUUUUUGUUAAGGCACAGAGGCAUUCCACCAGGAUUUAUUUCUAGGCAGCUCUCACCAACCUCUUCCCUCGGUUUCCCUCUCUCUUUUACUCAGCUUCCCCAUUCCCACCAGCUUGUUGUUUUUACAUAAUGCUGCUGUAACUUCUGACGGGAUGAAGACCUGUCUUCACUUCUCCUUUCUGGAGCAAGCGAACUGCCCAAAAGCCUGGAGUGUCUGCAAGCUGCAGAAAAUCCUGCCCCCUGUCUGGUGUGGAUGUUUGCAGUCCAGUUACAAAAGCCGCAUGUUUGCGUUAUGUUAAUCCCCUGGCUUUGGCUAUGCUGGCCAGGCAGGACCUAUCACAGCAUGGAGAAUGACAUCAUUUGGAAAAAGGGCUGCUGCACAAGGCUGCCAGAGGCUGUGCAACAUCCCUCCCCUUUUAUAGGGGAUGGCCACUACAUGUCAGCAGGAGCAGGCUGCUUUAUCAAUUUGAAUAGUUUUAGUCACCAUAGAAAUUGUAACAUGAUGCAGUGCAAGACAAGGAAAUAUGUGUAACCCUCCUCUUUGGCAGGCUGCAGUAGUGAUAUAAUAUCAUAAAUCCUGUGUUCAUUAAACUCUGUCACCUAGAGAUUUGUUUCAUCUUAAUGCAUGCAUUGUUUUUUACUUGCCCUAAUCUGCCUUUUACAAAUAGUGGCAAGAAAUACCAGGAAAGCGUAACUGAUACGAUGCUGCAUGCAAGCUCACCCACAUGCUACUUGUGAUCGGCGCAAGGAGCUGCAGAGACAUAAAAUGCAGGAUGACUGGGCUACUUAGUGAAUGCUUCCAGCUCACUAGUGCUGAAAUGCCAUAAAGCAUCCUGCAUUCUGAAACCAGCACAUGACUCUCAGCAUCGCCAUUCUGCCCAAUUCUCCCCUUACGGACGCAGUUACAAAAACGGCAGCUAAGUACAGACGUAUCCCUGGCAUGCUGUCAGGCAGCCUUGCUGAAGGAAAUUUUUUUUUCCCCGUGCAAGCUGCCAAGGUGGACUCCUUAGCUCCUGCGAUAGACUGAAUGAGACUGCAGUUCCCCCAUCAAUUUCAUAAUAGUCAGAAAGCAUCCAUUUACAUCAUUGUGUGCAGUGCAGGGCAGCAGCUGCCAGGAAAUUUGAAACUAUUUUGAUUCCAGUUGACUAGAACAGCAGCAAUUGAAUUAGCUGGUAUCGCUAUAGAUAAACUGAUGAUCUGUGCAUUUUAUUUCUUUGACCAAUGGGUAACUGCUGGAGCUACAGUAAUCUCUGUAGUGGCCAGGGAAGCAGCAGUUUGCCUUCUCACACCAUCAUCAAUGAAUUUCCAGAGUACGGCACUGUAGAGUCAAGCAGACAGGUGGCAGUGGCUCCACCAAUGUGCCAGGCUGAGCCUGUAACACGCAGUCCAGAAAGACGGGACAGCCACCACCGUGUCAGGCCUGUGCUUCAGCAUGCGGCUCCCACAGAUAAUCCAAGGCCUGAUGCAGGGGCAUCGCAGCUUCACACCCCAGAAGAAGGUUUGCAACCUGCAGGUAAACUGCCAGAGAUUAUGAAAAUCUCUCGACGGCUAGAAGCAACAAAGGUGCAAGAAAGAGCAAAUACUUCUCUCCAUUCAGAGACGCAAAUGGAAAAAAAGAGUCUUACUGGCAGCCAAAAUUUGCAGACAGCCAGAGAUCCAGUUCCAUCAGGCCAAGAAAAGCUCUCAGACAUGCUUCUUCCAUCUGAACGAACAGCUGAGGGAAAAAAGCAUUUGAUCAUGGAGAAGGAUCUGGCUUCAAUAUGGGCUGAAGAAAAGCAGUCCAAAUCCUCACAAGUUAUAAGUAAUAAAGCAGAGGAGGUCCACGCAGCUCAGGAACCAAGUUGUCACAAACCAUCUGUGACAAACCUGGAAGCAGUCAGCAGAGUGGAGAGGGGGACACAUUCUGAGGGGUUUUCAGAGUACAGUCAAGGCAAAAUGCAAACAGGUCCUGAGAGAAGGCUUGCUAAAGAGGCAGCUGUGAGUAAACAUGUAGAAUUUCAAGGUGUGGAGAUCUUAGGGCUGCAAAAAGCUGAGGAGCAGAAAAGAAAGAAGCAAUCGCUGCUGGACUCUGUGUCUGCGGAGAAGAAGGCAUUCCCCAAAACAUCCAGCCACCCUGUGUCACCAGUGGUCUCCCCGGCCUUGGUUUCUUUGCCAGACAGUGCGUGGAGUGAGGUCUGUGAAGACCCAAGGCUGGGACCUACUGCCUCUGGAGCCACUCCUCUAGCACUGCUCAAUGAAAGUGGGAAAGAUGAAGUUUCUGUGAAGGACAGGAAGAACUGUGGUGAGGAGGAGAUGGCUGUGCUUGCAAGAGGCCAGGGCAGGAUGGUGGAGGAGGGGGAAGCAGCCACAGGAGGAUACAAAGAUUUCCUUGGGCAGAGGCACUCUGAUGUCUCCACUGAUCUGUACAGCUCACAGUUUGAAAACAUCCUGGACAAUGCAUCUUUGUACUACAGUGCAGAAUCGCUGGAGACAUUGUACUCGGAGCCUGAUAGCUACUUCAGUUUUGAGAUGCCACUCACUCCCAUGAUCCAGCAGCGUAUGAAGGAGGGUGGACAGUUUUUAGAUAGGACAUCGGCCUUGGGGCAGACAGAUGUCCCCGACAGGGAAGUGAAGGGAUGUGGUGAAGGCAUCGCCAAUGGCUUAAGGGAUGCAAGUGAAACACUCUUCAAAGGAGAUGUCACAGAAGUCCCUCAUCUGGAAAGCAAUGUUGAACGACAGAAUGUGAUGUUAGACUCCAGUGCAGCCAUGGGGAGCAAUGAACUUCAGGAGAAAGAUGCCACUGGAGCCCCUGGCCACAAUCUCAGCAAUGGCAGCAGCAGCAAUUUGGAAGCAGCCAGGCGCCUGGCUAAGCGCCUCUACCAUCUGGACAGAUUCAAACGCUCUGAUGUGGCAAAACAUUUGGGUAAAAACAAUGAAUUCAGCAAGCUUGUGGCCGAAGAGUAUCUUAAAUUUUUUGACUUCACAGGCAUGACGCUGGACUGUUCACUCAGGAGUUUCUUUAAGGCCUUUUCACUUAUUGGAGAAACUCAGGAACGAGAGAGAGUUUUAAUCCACUUCUCCAGCAGAUACUACCAAUGCAACCCAAAUGCCAUUUUUUCUCAAGAUGGAGUUCACUGUCUCACGUGUGCCAUGAUGCUGCUGAACACAGACCUGCAUGGACAUAAUAUUGGGAAAAAGAUGACCUGCCAAGAGUUCGUUGCUAACCUCCAGGGAAUGAAUGAUGGCAAGGACUUCCCGAGAGGGCUCUUGAAGGCCCUCUACAAUUCAAUCAAGAAUGAGAAGUUGGAAUGGGCAGUGGAUGAAGAAGAGAAAAAAAAAUCUCACUCGGAUGGUACAGAUGAAAAAGAUAAUGGGAACCAGACAAAGGCUGUCAGUCGAAUUGGCAAUUCAAAUAACCCAUUCCUGGACAUCCCUCAUGACCCCAAUGCUGCCGUGUAUAAAACUGGAUUUCUGGCUCGGAAAAUCCAUGCAGAUAUGGACGGAAAGAAAACUCCCCGGGGAAAACGAGGCUGGAAAACCUUUUAUGCUGUGCUGAAGGGAACGGUCCUGUACUUGCAGAAGGAUGAAUAUAAGCCAGAAAAGGCUUUGUCAGAGGAAGAUCUGAAGAAUGCAGUUAGUGUGCACCAUGCGCUGGCAUCCAAGGCAACAGACUAUGAGAAGAAACCCAAUGUCCUCAAGCUUAAAACAGCAGAUUGGAGAGUCCUGCUUUUCCAAGCCCAGAGCCAAGAAGAAAUGCAGACCUGGAUCAACAAGAUUAACUGUGUGGCUGCUGUCUUCUCUGCACCACCAUUUCCAGCAGCAAUUGGCUCUCAGAAGAAGUUCAGUCGCCCACUUCUGCCAGCCACCACAACAAAGCUAUCUCAGGAUGAACAGCUGAAGUCCCAUGAAGCUAAGCUGAAGCAGAUCUCCACUGAGCUUGCUGAACAUCGCUCCUAUCCUCCUGACAAGAAGCUCAAAGGCAAGGAAGUAGAUGAUUACAAACUGAAGGACCACUAUCUGGAGUUUGAGAAAAAUCGCUAUGAGAUUUAUGUUGGCCUACUGAAAGAAGGGGUGAAGGAGCUGCUGAGCGGAGGAGAGAACGAUGCACCAGGACUGAAGAAAUCCCACUCAAGCCCUUCUUUGAAUCAGGAGUCUCCAGUUAGCGCCAAGGUGAAACGCAAUGUCUCAGAGAGGAAGGACUACAGGCCAGAAACACCCAGCAUUAAGCAGAAGGUCACUUAGGGUGGAAAUGACAGCUAGGGGAACAGCCAUGCAGCAAAGUAUUGGUGGUCAAAUUUUUUUCAUUUAAUAACCUGUCAUUCACAAAAAAUAAGUGCAUCUGCCUGAAUGGGGUGUUAGUGACAUUUUCUAUUGUAUAUUUUGCUGUUUCUGUGCAGAUUGUGGGAGAUGUCUUUGCUCCUGCUUUGCUUUGCUUUGUUAAUUUAUCAUUCAGCAGUUGAAGCAUCGGGACUUUUUUGUGUUGUUCUGUUUCUAAAGGAACUGGGGAAGGGGUAGAGUGCUGUGACGUUUAUUCUGUCUCCUCCCCAUUUAUCUCCUCCCAUCGGCAUGUGGCUUUCAUCUCUCAAGUCACUUGUCACUUUAUUUGAGUGAUGGGUGGGAAAAAUAACUGGACAAGUGCUGCAGUGCUGUGAAUAUGAGCUGUAGCUGUGAGAACUGUGCAAACAUGCAGCUACAGAAGGCUGACUAGAGGUUAGGGUGCUGGGAACACUAGUUUCCUGACAAUGUGGGGCAUGUUGGUACUGAUACUUAGCAGCAGGUGGUACAGUAAAUAGUCACUGUUGCUUAUUGUUACUGCAUUGACCCUGGACACAGGAGUGCAAAGAAAUGAAACCUGGAAACCUCUGGCAGUGCUGGGGUGACAGCAUUGGAAUAAUUUGUUUGCUUCCUUCCAAGCAGAGAGCCUUCACCUGAGUUUGCAGGCUGGAAGGCAUCCAAACCCAUGCUGUCUCUGCAGUCAGGAAGAUUAGCAAUUACCCAGUUGGAAUGGCUAUCUGGGCUUCACAUUUAUUUGCAGAGAAGGCUGCUGUAGAUGUCAGCCAUUAGCAUUAUAUAUUAAUUAUAUAUAUUAGAGACAAAGGGCCUCUGUGUAGUUUUUAACUAUACGCUCUCACUUAGCUGCUAUAUAGAGCCUUAUGAUAUAUUGUGUCCUGUUGCUUCCCCUUCCAGGGGUUUCCUUGUUGGUGUGCACAGAGAGCUGCUUUCAGUUCCUCUCAUAGUGACAAAGCACUUUGCCUUUUUUUUAUUCAGAAAGAGAUUCUCCUCAGUUCUCCAUUUUCCUUCUUUAGCUCACAUACAAGUGGAAGAAGCUCCUCACAGUUGCUGUAUACCCUGUGCCAGGCUUUCCAAGGGGAGCACAGGACUGGGAGAGACCACCAUGGGUAAAUAUUUUCAUACCUGAAAGGCCCCUGUUUGUGCCAUAGACCCUUGGGAUGGCCAGCAGCUUUCAGGCACAGAAAGCAGAAAGAUGACACAGAAAUAAUUUCCCUGCUUCCCAGCCCCUCUUGUGUGGGCACUGUCAUGGUUCUGCAGAGAGUGCUGGCUCUCCUGUUACCUAACCUGUUUCCUGAGUUUUAAUCUCAGUUUUUAUACUGGUGCACAGGGUGAGCUUGGACAGGUCUCUCCCAUUUUGUGUCACCCUUUCCCUAUAUGAAUUAGUACAACCAAACUGGCCUUUCCCACAGAGCGCCUUGGGAGAUAAUGUUGAGGGCCAAUUGAAAAUUACUCCUUGCUAUUCAUUCUGUUGUGCCUGGCACAGGACAGCCUUCCUGAUAAAUGCAAUUCUUAAUGCAUAUAGAAAUGUCAAGAUCAAUGCAAGGACUGUUUAGAAAUGCAGUGGUGUUUUCAGCCCAAGUAGUCAAAGAGCCACACAUCAAAAAAAUUGCCACCUGAGUGGAUGUGUAUUCUGUCAGGCUUCCCAAGAGUCCAAGUCAAUUCAUCUAGUUUAUUGAGCUGCCAGUCCAGUGGGCAGAACUGGGAGUGAUCAAAGAGAAAAGGCCCUUAACAGGCACUGCAUGACUUGCCUCCCCUACCGAGUACCACCAUGCAACAGCUUUCCUGUUGUUGUGCUGACUGUUGGCUGUAAGAAUGAUGUUGCACUCUCAGAUCUGAGGUUUUGGGGCAAAUUGAUCCUUGCAGCUGCAACCUGACAGCAAAACAGAUGAGACUGCUCUCACGAGUGAUGUUGGGAUGCGUAUCCGUCUGGCAUCUGCCACUGAGAGUGGCUGCUCUGUGCUAAAAGUCAGGAGGUUGGCUCCUAACCUUGGCCACAUUGCUAAAAGCUGCAGAGUCCUGACUGGAAACUGGCAGUGUUUCCCAAGUGCUGGGGCUUCAGAAUUUGUGCAUUCCUGCUAAGGUGAAGUUAACAUUUAAUUCUCUCCUUGAGGAAGAGAAAUCUCUGCUGUUGCUGGAACCAAGGGGAUGUGGUGCAGCUUAUUGCUUGGGGAGAUUCAGUGUAGAAAGAAGCAUGAUAGUGCUUAUUGGGAGGGAUUGUUUCACGUAAUUAAGAGUGGUAGAUCAACAGUUCGUGGAGGGGAAACAAAGAUAGAUCCCUGCAGUAGUUUGUCAUGCUUUGGAGGUUGAAAAUGAACAGGCAGAACAGAGAGAAGAAAUUCAGUUGGGGAAUGCUGAAUGCACAUUUGGGAAGAAUACUUGACCUCUCUGUUAUGAUUAAGUAGUGGUAUUCCCCAACUGAGUGUUGCCACUGAGACUCUCCAAACUACAUGGUCCUUGCUUGCUCCCUCCUUCCCCUCCCCAUCCUUGCAGUGGGCUGGAGAGGAGGAUUGAAGGCAUAAAAGGCAAAGAUCACAGGUUGAGAUAAGAAUAAGUUACUGGAAAUGGUAAUGAGAUCAGAAGAUGAAUGGUGAACAACAACAGUAUUAAUAACAGAGUGUUCAAGAAUGCUCACUGUGCAGAACCCAACAAUACCCAAACACUCACUUCCCAAUAUCCUGACCCAGAGGGGACAUCUUCCCCUGUUCCUGGAAAAUGACAUGAGGUGGUAUAGAAUAACCUUCAAGUCCAAUGCCCUUGCAUGGCUACUGCAAAAAUUAAUCCCAUCCUGGCCAGAACCAGUACGUUAUUUUAUAUAACAAUAUGACUCAUGCAGCAGACACAAAACCCAAAAAAGGUGCAGAUCUGUAAAUGACCCUGUUUGACCGUCAGAGUUGAGUUGACUAGAUGAUCUUUUUGAGGGAAGGCUAGAACAUGUUUGGCAAACCUCUUGUGUUUAUGGAGUGCAGUGCUUCAAAAGGCAAAGAGGUGACAUUUAACUUUCUUCUUCUCUGGAUUUUAACAUAUUUUGGUUGCUGAAAAUUCUGGUUAAAUUGCUGAGCUCAAAAAGAAAUUACUCCUGUUAAAUGCAUUCUCCAGCUUUGACACAGAAACUUCUUCAUAGUCAUUGCAGAAAAGAUGAUUUGAAGCAAUAGGAAAAAUCAAAAAGUGAACUGUAAAAUGAUGUUUUUUUCAUUAUUUAUUAUCUAUUUUCAUGUAUACUUGUAAACAGAUUAGGUUAUAUCUUUUUUUGGGUCUCAUCUGGGCAUAUCAAAUGCAGUUUUUCACUGCAUUUUUUAGUCAUUAAAUGUUUGUCGAGCUUAGAGCAGUUUUGCUGAGACUGCUGAGGCAUGCAGAUUAGUUUACCCAGAAUAUAUGGUUUCUGCUGCAGUUCUAAUUGGUGCCAUUUUCCUCUGUUACUUUAUAAUUUAUAAGCAUCCCAGGCACCCAUGUAGAAAUGCAUGCUUUUGAGACCAAGAAAAAAAUUUGAUGCCAUUGUGAAAGUCUAAGACUUCUGCCCUCCCUUGGGAAUAGGUUCAUCUACCAAUCAGUACUGUAAUUUGUUUUUUUCCCUCCUGCUGAUACUGUAAAGGGUGGGGCAGGUUCUCAGGCAGUCUAAGUGAUGCAUCUCCUUGAAUAGCUUUGCAUGGUACGCUACACCCUGCCUUUCUUUGCUGAAAUGUUUGCCUUUAGGGGAGAGCAGUGCUUGACUGCAGCGACUCAGGAGCUCUGGUCGCAGUAUGUAAGGAUAUUCUGCUGUUUUCAAGCCCUCCUCUGGGUCUUGAGCUGCAAAUCACUGGAGCAGCCUGCAGUUUUCUGGUUGUGCUCAGUGCAAGCAGGAGUUACUGGCUGGCCGCCAUGAGCAUGUCUGCAUGCGGGAGAUCCUUUGCAUUGGUGACGCAGGGAGGUGUUACCCUUCCUUGUCACUCUCCCUGCUCCAGUGUGCUAUCACUGCUCAGGCAAAGCCUCUGCCUGCAUGUAGAGAGUGGGGAUGCAAAGAGGGGAGCAGGCUGGAGCCAACACCUCCUUGCUUCGCCUUUCUUAAGGUGCAGACAGUGGUUCUGGAUUGACCCACCCUGCUUUGAAGUGUUGCUGGCUUGCUCAUCCUCUAGGAACUGGAUCCUCUGCUAUCCCCAGCUAAGGAAGGAAAGACAGGAAAGGGCCCCACUAGUCUGCAUCUGACAGCAGAGAGCUGAUCUCAACCAAAGUGACUGAGAUACUCCUCUGAAGCCAAAACCACACUCUCCUCUAUGAGUCAGCAGGAUGCAGAGGACUGGUUGGGAUGGUUUUUGUUCAUCAGCAGCUGUGAAAGAGACUCCCUGGACUGACUUGUGUGUUUGUCUGCAUCUUGCAGAUAAAUUAUGCGUGAAACAGUGAACAUGACUACAGCUUCUAAAUCCAGUAUUUAUGUUGUGUCUUUAAUUGAUGUAGAGAGGUAAGUCAGCCAGCAGAGUGAUUAAUGCAGUAGGGUUGUGCUGGAACACUAUUCAGCUGUGUUGCCGACUCAGAAUUUUUCAUCGUAGCCAGUCACUGGUAAAUGGUUACCAGAAACUUUCUAAUGAUUAGCAACAGCUCCUCACUAAAAUACUUUCCUUCUGAUCCUGCCUGCUCCCAGGUUGCAGUCUGUCCAUGUUAAGAGGCUGUCCUGGAGAGCCCUGCUCUGCACAGCCCUGCUUUGAGGAGGAGUUUGGCCUUGCAGACCUCCAGGGAUUGGAAUCAUUCAAUGACUUUUCACAGCUCCACUGCCUUUGGAUAACAAGGCUGAUUGCUCUUCUGACUUGAAAAAGCCAAAACUUUUGCCUUUUUCCAGUGGGGAAAUGAGGUUUUUGCUUGACUAGAGCAGGCCAUUCAGUGAAGAUGUGGUUAUGGCAGUGGAGGAAGUCAGAGAUGGCAGGGUUAUCAUCAGGCUUUUUGGAGGCAUUGCAUGGCAGUCUUCUCCUUGAAAGUGGGAAAGGCUUUUCUCUGCAGAUGGCAUAGUGCUUACUGUAUCUGCAUUCUCCAUUUCUAAAUGAAUUUUGGUCUUAUUGCAGUUAGUCUGACAGCUCCUCCUCCUUUUCUGACAAGCUGCUCUUGUCUGUCGUCUUAGCACCUCAGCUGCUUCUGUAUAACAGGUCUGUUUCCUUUCAUGCUUGCAGAAAUCCAGAAAAUUUGACUCUCCCAUCUUGCAUUGAGAAAACUUGCUCUAAAGUAGUGCUGUGUUGAGUGGAUAACCCUGUGAACAACUUUUUCACUCUGCUUGUUUGUAGCCUGUGUUUCCAGCCACAGUUAUAGCUGGGAGGUGCAAGACCGAGUUUUAGACUGCCGUGAUCCUCUAGUUGUGUGCUGCAGGGAUGCAAAGUCCCUCCUCCCACACUUAGACCAGACACACUUGCAACAUUCCUACUCUUCUGGUAUCCAGGUUGCUGGAAACACUGGCUGCUUCUGCAGGGUUAAAAGCAGUGUACGCAUCUUAUGUCAAGCAAUCUUGCAGCUUGCUGCUUGUUUAAAUUUUCUCCAGUAUUGCUCUCCCCAGGCUCUGGGAUUUCACAUCUGCUCUGAGGGGGCAGUUAAGAAGUCCACAUUUCUCGUCAGUGCUCCUCAGCAUGUGUUCUCAGCAUCUGGUAUCUAGGCUGCCUAGAGGGAUGAACCACAGAAGCUGUCUCAGAAAGAGCUAGUCUGCAGCUUGUGCUUUUUAAAGGAUAUUUUUAGUGCAUAUAGAAGCAGUAUGUCUGGCCUCUCCUCCCCUCUCUGCCAGAGCUCUCCCAGCAGCAUAGGUGUAGCAUAGUGAGCUGCUUCACCUGGAGCUUCAUUAUGAGGACCUGAGCUCCAGGAAGAAGAGGCUUUGUCAGCCUUCAGAGAGUUUAUACCACCUGAGCUGAGCACCAGUGCACAGGAAAAUGACGCUGUGGGAAGAAGCCAGUGCCACCAUCCAUGGCUGGUCACCUGCUGGAGACUGUCAGCUCUAGCACUGCCUUCUGUGCUGGGGAUAAUGAAAAACUCUGGCUUCUUUUUCUCUCUAGUCUGUGCUGCUUGAGGAGCUGUCCUUACCACCCACUGCUUUUCUCCCUUGUGACAGCAGCACCCUUAAUCCUAGGUCCCUUUGUGAGGAGACUGGUUGACAUGAGAGCAAGGAGGACAGGUCCUUGGAAAAAGUCUGAAUGCCAUCUGGGAGUAUCUGCUCUGCUGAUGGCAACAUCCAGUUGAACACUGAAAGGAGGCAGGCCCGGCCUUGGCUGAGAGAAUGUGCUUUGCUGAUAUAUUUUGUUAGCUGCAUUAAGAUUGUGUUUUAGUUAUUUAUUAGAGCCCAUCCCUUACCAAAUGCAAGCAAGAACUUUCCCAAAGGUUUGGACCAUUGACCUGACUUCACCCUUAUGGUCAGAAGGAGCAAAUUUAGGCUAGUCCAAAGCGUUCUCUCUUCCUCACCUUUGAACGCUUAAUUAUUUCCAUAAAAAUUAUAAUGUUUAAUCAAUGAGGGACCUCCCACAGCAUCUGCUUUUAAAUCUGGGCCAGGAAGCAGCUGGGGUACAGGCCAGAGGUUUAUUUGGACCAAUAAAGGUACAUCACUUAGCAAUGCAAGCAUUGAAAGUGCAACAAGCCACAAGGGCAGAAUUUUCUCUGACAUAAACCACUGUAAUUAGUAGCCGCUCUAGCAGUGAUCCUGUCUGUAACUCACCUAAAUGAGAGUAGGACAAGAAGAUACUUUUUGUCUAAACAGGUGAGGUUUCAGCUUGGGGCAAUUGAGUGUCAUGGUGUAGUGAUGGAGCAGCUAGCUAAGCUGCCAUGGAGACUUGUUUGACACAAAAUCCUCCAACUGCCCUUAGCCUCUUACUGGGAAGAGGGCGAUAGAUAAAUGCUAUCGAGUCUGUGUCACCACACAGGGCAAACUCUACUGGUAAUGUAAGUCUUAACUCACACACUUAUGAAAAUCUCAUGCUCAGAGCUGUCAGAUUCUGAAAGACUGUAGGAUGAGAACAGGGGUGGGUUGUGGUUGAGUUUUUUUUAAAUUUGUACAUAUUCAUGAUAACUGUGUCCUCUUACAUGAGUCUAGAAUUAUAAUUUGGCUUAAAGGACAGAGUUUUUUGGCUGUUUAAAAACUUUAAAAUCACUCCUCUGUUUGAGGUACACUCUGAGGCUUACAUUACUUGGUGAACAUGUUUAAGUGAUGCCUAUAGAUGUGUGUAUUUCGUAAGUGUAGUAUGGCUUCUAUGGCUCAGCACUGCAAAGCCUGCUGUUCUUUUCUGAGGCUUAUUUGGUCAAAGCACUUCUGCAGCUGCAAACAUUGUUAGGGUGCUUGUUCUGAUUGUUCUCAAAUGAGGUUAAACAGCUGUCAGAGCUUUUACAGGUUUAAGGUACACUUUGAGCUACCUUUGAUCUUCAUGUGUUGUCCACCAGGGGCUGCCUGUUGUUCUGCAUGUUGAAAGCAAGGCAUAUAUUUGAGAGUCUAAGCAAGAGUUAGUGGGUGGAAUUUUUGACUAGCUUAACAUUGGGCUGACUUUCUCCCUGGUUAUAUCACCUGAUGCCUGUACAAGGAGCAUCCACACUGACUUCUGAAAACCAUGCUCUGGGCAUCUAAUACACAGCUUUACUUCUGAAAACGUUGACCUUGCUCUGUGAAAAUUCAGCAAAGGGACAUCAUGUCCAAAGUGUCCAAGAAGGACAGGUGCCUGUGAUGUCUCCUGCAGAUACAGCCGUACAGCAGUAUUGAGGGUUUUUUUCUUUUCUGCAACUGUACAAAUUUCCAGAAGGGUGGCUCAUCAGCAGGGAAAAGAGAGCAGCAGGGCUGAAAUAUCUCUCUUGGGCCUCCGAGAGGUUUCUCUUGGGAGCAUUAAACCACCUUUUAACAAGUUGCUCGUCUGAGGAAAAAGACACAGGGAAACUCAGUGGGUUUUCCUAUUGUGCUCUAGUAAGGGCAACAGUGGCGUGAUACACAUUCUUCUUGGAAAGAGAGAGCAAAACCUGAGGGUGUGAUUCUUACCUGGAGUCAUAAAACUAUCGUGCAAUUAGGUUGAAGCACUUCAGUGAAACUAUACCUUUGCAUUUCACUGGACCACAGCCAGAGUGAUUGUGUCUUGCAGAACUGAGAUGCAAGUGAACUGCAGAAUGAAGUGAAGGGGACCAGCCUGUCACCUUGCUUUGGGCAAACUGUAGUCCUGUAAUCUUUUUUCAGGUACUGGGCUUUUCCCUUGGGUUUCCUGCCCUCCAUGGUGAUGGGAAGAUGUGGGUGAGCGCUGUCAGUUUCAAAGUCACAGUUAAAAAGUGUCAUUUACCCUCCACCUGAGCUCUUGCAAUGUUGUUUUCCCUUAGGGUGAGAAAGAGAAUUGAAUUUUCUGUCAGUGUUGCUGGGUAGCCAUAUGGGAAGCAUAACUCUCAGCAGUGGUAGUACAGAAAAAUAUUUUGCACAUGCGUGUACAUACACCUUAUACGUCUCUUAUGUGCAGAAUUAACCUUACAGGGCUUGACAGCAGUCCUUGCAAGACCUUUCCUUGGGUGGUCUCCUAACGCUUUUGUGAUGUGUAGGAACCUUCUUUCUGGUAACCUUGAAUUCAGUUUACUCUCAUCACUGAACUGCUGGAGUGUUCUUCAUGUAGUACACUAAAGACACAGUUCCAGUCUCACCGCUUUGUGGUUCUGCUGUGAAGCAACAACAUUGAGGUAGCCAUUAAAUCUUUUCCAGCAGCAUGGAACUUGCUGUUCUGACUCUUGAGGGUCAUCAUCUCAGGUUUGAUGCUGUCCUACCACCAGGACGUCCUGUUUUGGCCCUGGGAAUAGGCAUAGCCAGAAAAGCAUACUGGGUGGUUGGAGUCAGAGCUGUGCAGACUUAAGUCAAGCCCUGGUUUAGGGCAGAUUUUUCCAUGUGCUGCUGAUGUCCAUAAGGACUAAAACAUAUACUUGCUUACACAGAGAUGCUUUCCUGAAGCAGAGUUGUCACUCUUUUCUACAGGUAUCACAGGAUGCCCUCCCUUAUUCUGCUUCAUGUAUCUGGUACUAGAAUGAUCAUUUCCUGAUAAAUGAAGGCACUUAAUCAGUCCUCUUCCCCUUGGAAGAAGGACUUUUGGGGAUAUUGUUAUAUCAUUUAAAAUAAUAUUUUGGAAUUUAAGUUUACAUUGCUUUAUUUUUCACUUGAGGUGACUGUAUAUAAAUAUUUUCCUCUAUUUUAUCAUUGCUGAUAAAGUAAGCCUACAGUAUACAGACAAAUAAUUUGCCUUUGAUGUAUUGAAACUGUGAGAUAUAAAGUAGACUUCUCUCUUGUGUCCAUGUUCCUGACUAUAACUCUGUUCCUCUGUGUUUUUAUAAGUUGGAAUAAAUGUUGCUUACGGGCAACAAAGAGCCUGCAAGCUUCCCAAUAAUUUUUAUGUCAUUGAACUCAAGCAACCCUAUUGAAGGAUCUCACAUAUGUAUAAUGAUAUAUGUAUAUGUACAAACUUUAGAAAGAAAUAAACCAAAUGUAUUUCACGUUCUGCA
Molecule: messenger RNA, 14484 nt
Organism: Catharus ustulatus (Swainson's thrush)
Lineage: Eukaryota; Metazoa; Chordata; Aves; Passeriformes; Turdidae
Gene: PSD3
Product: pleckstrin and Sec7 domain containing 3
Exons: 15
Coding region: 1996-4995 (999 amino acids)
Biological process (GO): regulation of ARF protein signal transduction
Molecular function (GO): phospholipid binding; protein binding; guanyl-nucleotide exchange factor activity
Source: RefSeq, a predicted model, not a curated record